Lepus europaeus (European hare) is the source of this 981-nucleotide messenger RNA. Its product is annotated as olfactory receptor 9Q1-like. Gene Ontology annotation, molecular function: G protein-coupled receptor activity; olfactory receptor activity; odorant binding. The transcript is spliced from 2 exons. Gene Ontology annotation, cellular component: membrane. Bases 1 to 981 code for a protein of 326 amino acids. NCBI's taxonomy places the organism in Eukaryota, Metazoa, Chordata, Mammalia, Lagomorpha, Leporidae. Gene Ontology annotation, biological process: G protein-coupled receptor signaling pathway; sensory perception of smell. The record is from RefSeq and is a predicted model, not a curated record.
AUGGCUGGAGAAAAGUGUGGCAAGAUCUCUCAGGAAUCACUGGCUUCAGGGCAGAGAAAUCUCACCAUGGUGACUGAAUUCCUCCCAAUUGCAUUCACUGACUUUCCGGAAUGGGCACUCCCUCUCUUCCUCCUGUUUUUAUUAAUGUAUCUCAUCACCUUACUGGGGAACUCUGGCAUGAUUGUUCUGAUCCACAUAGAUCGCCGACUCCACACACCCAUGUACUUUCUUCUGAGUCAUCUCUCGUUCAUGGACAUCUGCUACUCCUCCGUUACUGUCCCUCAGACUAUGGUGGUGCUAUUGGAGCACGGGGCAGCUUUAUCCUAUAUGCGGUGUGCUGCUCAGUUCUUCCUGUUCACUUUCUUUGGUUCCAUUGACUGCUACCUGCUGGCCAUCAUGUCCUAUGACCGCUAUGCGGCCGUGUGCCAACCGCUGCUUUACGCCGCCAUCAUGACACAGAAGACUCGUCUGGGUUUUGUGGUUGGGGCUUAUGUUGCUGGCCUCUUCAGUGCACUGGUACGGACCACUUCAGCGUUCACUCUUACAUUCUGUGCUAACAAUGAGAUCGACUUCAUUUUCUGUGACCUCCCUCCUCUUUUAAAGUUGACCUGUGGGGACAGCUCUGUUCAGGAAAUAGUAAUUAUUGUGUUUGCCAUUUUUGUCAUUCCUGCUUGCAUGGUGGUGAUCUUGGUGUCCUACCUGUUUAUUAUUGUGGCCAUUAUGAGGAUCCCUUCAGCAGGAGGGAGGGCCAAGACCUUUUCUACCUGUGCCUCCCACCUGACAGCUGUUUCUCUCUUCUUUGGAACUCUCAUCUUCAUGUACCUGAGAGAUAACUCUGGCCAGUCCUCACAAACAGAUAGGAUGGUAGCUGUGUUCUACACAACAGUGAUUCCCAUGUUGAAUCCCCUCAUCUACAGCCUGAGAAACAAGGAAGUGAAGGAGGCCCUAUGGAAAAUUCUCAGUAGAACCAAGCGGUCCUGA